Plasmodium gonderi is the source of this 1089-nucleotide messenger RNA. Its product is annotated as merozoite surface protein 7. The transcript has a single exon. The coding region runs from base 1 to 1089 and encodes 362 amino acids. The record is from RefSeq and is a predicted model, not a curated record. Lineage: Eukaryota; Apicomplexa; Aconoidasida; Haemosporida; Plasmodiidae.
AUGAAGAAAAGAAUUAUAUUUUUUUGUUCCAUUUUUGUGUUACUCACUUGCACCCCCGUGUCGUCUGAAGAGAUUGGCCCUCAGAAGAAGAAAAAAAAUUUAGGACAAGAUGCUGCACAUAUGCUUAUGAAGAAGCUGGAAAAAUUGUACAAACUUAGUGAAACGAAUAAUGGAGAAAUUUUUAAUAAAGAAAUUGAAUCAUUAAAAAAGCAGAUUGAAGAUUUGCAGAAGGGGAAGGAGGACAGUUCUGGUGGAAGCAUUGUACAACUGCUGGAAAAUGAAUCAAAAGAUGAGUUGGGCCAAAAAACCAUUUUCGGUAUGGAUGAAGAUGAUCUAGACAACUACGACGCAGAUUUUAUUGGGCAAGGAAAAAACAUUAUUCAAGGGGAAGAAGAUUCGGAUGAAGAAAAGGUGAAAGGUGAAGAUGAAGCUACUAAUGGUGGUAAUAAAAAAGAAGAAACAUAUUUCUAUGAGUGGGGUGAUGAAUUUGGUGGAGGUGCAGUGCAAACAAAAAGCUCAUCUUCCAUUUCAUCUACAGGUACGAGUGGACCCGUAAAUCCUUCCUCUUCCGAAGGAGGACCAUCACAAAGUAACGCAACGACAGAUAGCACCGGAAUUAGCACAGCACAAUCAUCACCUCAAGGACCUCAAUCUAAUGUAAACUCUGCUACACAGAAUAGUAAUGGACAGAAAGUAAACGUCAAAUAUUUGGACAAACUUUAUGAUGAUGUUCUGAAAACGGAUGGAAAAAAUCAAAUACACGUUCCAGAUUAUCAUAGCAAAUAUAACGAAUUUAGAAAAAAUUACGAAUUUACAAUGAAUGAACGAGAAUAUGAUAUUGUGAAAAAUUUAUUUAGUGCUUGCUUCCCUAAGGAUGGUACUCCAAACGCUGCUUGCGCCCCAGUUGAUCUGUUUAAAAAAGUUCUGAGUAAUCCAAAUUUUCAAAAAGAGUUUAACAAUUUCAUGCAUGGUCUUUACGGGUUUGCUAAACGUCAUAAUUAUUUGAGGGGAGAUAAAAAGGAUUCGGAUGCGUCAACCAGUUUGUUUGCAAAUAUCAUAAACAUGUUGAACACAAUUGAAAUAAAAUAA